CUGGAAUGCUAGACUUAAACCAUGGUAAGCAGCGAUUUUGAUAGCAUUUAUACGUCAUAAUUUCAUAGAAGUUUCACGUUUAAAAUAACACUUGCACAGUCUUGGCUAUCAAAAUCUCUGCAGACUUAUCUUGGUCUAACUCUAUCAUUCGAAAAAUCAUUACUUAAAACGCAAAAGUCCACCGUACCAGCUAACGUGAGGAAAAAAUUCAAAAAUGUAUCAAAUUGCUGAUGAUGAAAUGCAACUUUGCUCACUGCUGUCAGUCGUCGACCCGUCAAUUUUUUUUUGUAGUCGAUUGUUGGGUUGUGCAUUAUUUGGCUGUUCAUUAAUACGAUUCGGUGAUUUGACAUUUGUUUGACACACACGUGCACUCGGUCUCGGUGCCCUUGUCAUUUGGAUUUGGCGUCAUGGCGUUCGCGUUGCGUGAAUUAAAAUCGCAUCAAUUAUGAAAUUUGUAUAAAUAUCGUAAAAAUGGUGGUCACAUAUCAUUACCAAGACAUGUUUGAUGAAGCAUUGAAAGCUGAAAGUAUUACUUUACCCGCAUGUAAAGAUCUUGGCUUAAAACUGGAGUAUCUGGAGGUUGAAACAUGUGAUGUUAUCGAGCCUGUCUAUAAGGAAACGCCACCUGCCUUACCCUUUGCGCGUUCAGAAGUAUAUCAAGCUCAAAUAUUGAGUUCUCGUCGCUUAACCUCAGUUAACGCUGACUGCAAGACGGUAUACGAAGUCACGUUUGAUGUAGAGGAGAGUUCUUUUGAGUUCAAAGCUGGAGACACAAUAGGCAUCCUUCCUCGAAAUAGUCCAGAGGAUGUGAAUGCUGUCCUAGAUCAUCUGGGCAUAUCAUAUGGAGACCAGUUCUACAACCUUAUUGUGGACAGCGGCUCAAAGACUAAGGUGCCAGGGCAUAUACCAGUGAGAUCCACAUUAAGACAUGUCCUUACACAUUGUGUGGAUUUGAGGGGAGUCUUAAAAAAGCUUUUUCUUCUGGCUAUAUCAAAGCACACCAAAUGUGACACUGAAAGAAAAACUCUAGAAUAUCUAUGCAGCAAGGAAGGUGCAGCGGCAUACACAAAACAUAUAUUGAACAGGGGAAUAUGCAUCUUAGACAUAUUUACAAUUUUCAGAACAUGCCGUCCACCCAUUCAUAUACUACUCGCAAACUUAUCCAGAUUACUACCACGGCCAUAUUCCAUAGUGAACAGUGGACUGAAAGAUUCAAAUACACUGAAAGUAUGCUUUUCAGUUAUGGAAUCCUAUAACAACAGAAAAGGACUUACAACUGGCUGGUUGGAAUCACAAAUUAUAAAUGAUACAUUUGAAAAUAGAAUGGAAAAUCUAAGUAUAACAAAUGACAGUCUGGACAGGGUCCCUAUCUAUGUAAGGAAGAAUAUGGCAGAAUAUUCUUUGCCAUGUAAUAUUGAAACUCCCCUAUUACUGAUAGCUACUGGUACUGGUAUAGCACCAUUUAUAGGUUUCUUAGAAGAGAGAGAGUUUUUGAAAUCAGAAAAUAGUAAAAUGGGGGAGGUGUGGCUCUUCUUCGGUUGUAGAGAUCCCAAUUUGGAUUAUUUAUAUCAAGAAGUACUGGAACAGUAUGAAGAUAACUUGACUUUGACAAAACUUGUAACAGCAUUCUCUAGGAUACAAAGUGAGCAAGCUAGACAUGUUCAGGAUGCUUUAAAUGAGAAUGGUAAAGAUGUAGCAAGAUUGAUAGAGCAAGGAGCAUCUGUGUAUGUAUGCGGAGAAGCCAAAACUAUGGUUGCUCAAGUCAAAGAGUGUAUAACUAGCUACUUAGUUGAAUACAAUAGUAAAACUCAUGAUGACGCCAAGCAGUGUAUAUCUCAGAUGGAAAAGGCCAAACGAUAUCUGGUUGAUCUGUGGAGUUAGUGCAAUAAUUAAUAAUUUUGAUACUUUUUGUAUAGUAAUUUAUUUAAAUUAUAUAUUUAUUUAAUA
Cydia pomonella (codling moth) is the source of this 1947-nucleotide messenger RNA. RefSeq names its product methionine synthase reductase. NCBI's taxonomy places the organism in Eukaryota, Metazoa, Arthropoda, Insecta, Lepidoptera, Tortricidae. Bases 472 to 1881 code for a protein of 469 amino acids. Gene Ontology annotation, biological process: homocysteine metabolic process. The record is from RefSeq and is a predicted model, not a curated record. The transcript is spliced from 5 exons. Gene Ontology annotation, cellular component: cytosol. Gene Ontology annotation, molecular function: FMN binding; flavin adenine dinucleotide binding; [methionine synthase] reductase (NADPH) activity.